AUGGCCUCAACACUCCGCCAAUCGCAGCUCGAAGACGCAAUCUCUGCUGGUCACUGCGACAACAACAAUCGCCGGUGGAAAGAGUAUGUUCCGCGAAGUAGGGCGAGUCGACAGUCCGAAGAGGCGUCCGUGGUCGACAGUCCAGUUCAGUCCAGAAAGGUAGAGACGAAGACUAAGAGUAGGAUUUUGGAAAUCGAAGAGCAAGAGAAGCCUCCCGCUGCGUUGAACGAAACUAAGCGCCGUGAUUCGCUUCACAGGACGAAGAUGAAGACCGACGUAAAUGCGAAGAAGAACAAGCGACAAGCACUGCCACUGAACUCGUUCGGCCUGUACUUCACCGAAGUCACUGAAGCCCGCCAGAAAGCUCGGGGACUGGACUGGCCACCUCGUCAGGAUGAGACUCUCCCAAACACCAAAGAAGAGCGGAUAACAGUCGUUCGUAAGCUCUUCACUGCCAUCCAAGACACCAGUGACAUCCAGGACAAGAUGUCGAGCCCUAUGCUCAAGAAGCGCUGGCUGGCAGAGAGUGCAGGAGAAUCGAGCCAGACAAAACGCACGCAGAAGAUCGCUACCAAUACAGUGUACAAACCUUGGGUGAAAGAGCGUCUCUGCUGGGAUAUCUUGGUCAGUUUCGCUAUAGCAUACGCAAUUACAGGCGCUAACAUGAACAAGGAAACAACUGAACGCAUCUAUCGAGAAGGCGCAGGGUUCGUUUCGAUCUUGGAUCCUGUCAUGAUCGAUCGCUGCGAGAAAUCACGGAAGCUCACGUUCGAGGAGCGUAUUUCGAAACUUGUCGUAGUGUUGAAGUCAUACAAGAGCCGUGUCGACAAGCUUUUGCGUGGAGGAUGUGUCGAGGAGUAUGUUUUAUGCCCGGAUACUCUUCUCCAGAUCAGCUCGAGCAACCGCCAACAGAACGACGAGCGCCAGAAGGACCUUACUGCUGGCCGAAAGCGCGAAGAUCGGCUCGUCAAGAAGCCCGGGAAGAAAAGGCAGAUUCGUAGGUCUAUCAUCAGGCACCAUGAACUUUACUGA
Alternaria metachromatica is the source of this 1032-nucleotide messenger RNA. RefSeq lists its product as uncharacterized. The transcript has a single exon. The record is from RefSeq and is a predicted model, not a curated record. The coding region runs from base 1 to 1032 and encodes 343 amino acids. NCBI's taxonomy places the organism in Eukaryota, Fungi, Ascomycota, Dothideomycetes, Pleosporales, Pleosporaceae.